ACGCCAUUUUUUUCUCCAUAUGCGCCUCCUACAGUUUCAUACCCCGCUUGCUUUUUAACUUGUAAGGGUGUGUCGGUUUGAAACCCUAGAAUUUUUUGAAUAUUUGUUUCUCUAAUCUGUACUUUGCACUGACAAGCACUCGUUUGAAUUUAACAAGACUUUACUGGAAUUUCAAAAUGUCUACAAGAAGUGAAAGAACACCGGAAUCUAGCUCGCAAGCAUCCAGCUCGGCUUCCCAAUCACGAAGCUCACCUCUCAGCCCAACACGUUUAACGCGCCUUCAAGAGAAAGUCGAACUGCAAAACUUGAACGAUCGUCUUGCCAACUACAUCGACCGAGUUCGCCAAUUAGAGUCUGAAAACAACCGAUUGACUCUUCAGAUCACCACCACACAAGACUCUAGGGAGGUGACUUCUGUGAGAGGUUUAUACGAAAAAGAACUUUCAGACACACGUCGACUUAUUGAUAAAACAGCGAACGAAAAGGCAAGAUUUCAGCUUGAAGCACGACGGGCAACAGCUGAGCUGGGAGAAUUGACUCCAAAAUUCAAUAAAGCAAUAAAUGAGAGGGACAAGUUGGCAAAGCAAGUGUCGGAAUUACAUCUGGCACUUGAGUCAGAAUUGCUGGCCCGCGCCGAUUUGGAAAAUCGGAACAUGACUCUCAAAGAAGAGCUGUCGUUUAAACAACAGAUGUACGAGCGAGAAAUGACCGAAGUAAGAUCCAACAAGCAAGUUGAAAUCAGCGAGAUUGACGGACGCCUUCAAGAACAAAACCAGGCCCGUCUGCAGUCCACAUUGCAAGAACUGCGUGAUCAAUACGAAUCCCAGAUUCAACAAAGCCGAGAUGAAGUCGAAGUCCUAUAUCAGAAUAAGGUUGAAGAUUUGGAAGACCAGGUCAAAAAGCAACGAGGUGCAGCUGGCGCUCAUUACGAAGAACUCAUUCAAGCUCGUAAUCGUCUGAAGGACGCCAACCUUAAACUGUCUGACAUGGAGUUGGCUAAUUCUCACAUGAAGGACCGCAUUGCUGAGAUGGAACGAAACAUGGAAACCGAACGCCAAACGCACGCAACAGCUAUGCAGGAUGCUUCAGCUAACUCUUCCAUGUGUCAGGGAGAAAUCACCCGCCUUCGCGAACAAAUGGCCAUUCAGUUGCAAGAAUACCAGGAUUUGAUGGAUAUUCGUACGGCACUCGACAUGGAGAUUUCCGCUUACCGUAAGCUCCUUGAAGGCGAAGAAACCCGAUUGAAAUUGACGCCAACGGCGGGUGCCUCCACCUCACAGAGCACUCGCUCUGGAACUCCGUCCUGCCGCACGCCGACAAGCAAGCGGACCAUGCUCGAAGAAUCCUCCACUUUCACUUUGGCCGAUUUUAUCAUCUCUUCAAGCGCAAAGGGAGAAGUGCAAAUCGAGGAAGUCGAUUCUGAGGGCAAAUUCAUCCGCCUGGUCAAUAAAAGCGAAAAGGAGGUAUCGUUGGGUGGAUGGCAGUUAGUGCACAAGGCCCAGGAUCUCGAGACCAUUUACAAAUUUCAUCGUUUAUUGGAAGUGGCUCCCGGAGGCACAGUGUCCGUUUGGUCGGCAGACAGCGGAACAGCUCACAAGCCGCCUUCCACACUGGUGAUGAUGGGGCUGCAAUGGUUUGUGGCCAGAGAAAUGGUGACGCAAUUGCUCGACAACAGCGGAAAGGAAAUGGCUCAGUGGGAGAGCAAACCAGCGCAUACGCAGGGGGACCCUCCUGGAGAAGCUCUCUGUGUUGUACUGUAAUCAUCUCAUGAGUACUUCAUCAAGAUGUGUUCACCGAAGCUUUUUCAAGUGUCUUACGAUUGGGUCAACGAGUUCUAUGAUUGGAGAGAGAGAAAAAGAGAGAUGAAUGUGUGCGUUCAAAUAUUUCUGACGCAAGCCGCCUGCCAUUUAUUAAAUUCGUUCCACGAGAGAGAAAAAUCUAAACACAAAACAAAAUUGUCCGGUUCGUGUCGAGGUGAAUUCGUGCGUCUGGAAUCAAUUCUCACGAGUUGCGCGUACACACUAGUUUUGACUAGAUUUUUGCUUGUUAAAUGCAGAGGAACGGCCCAUAUAGAAAGUAAAACAAAAAAAAAGCAAUUCCAAUUUUUUUACAUCAUCAUCAUUUUUGGAGUUCAUUUAAAGUAACCGAAAUUUCUUUUGAUGUUUUGCCAUCCCCCCCCCCCUUUCUCCCAGCACUCAUCUCUUCAAAUAUUAUUUUUCUGUUUUCUUCUUUCUCGGCUGCCGCCUUCAUCUUCAUUAAUGUGUUGAAUACACACCAACCAAAUUCUUUUUUUUAAAAAGGG
This is a messenger RNA of Daphnia pulex (common water flea), 2302 nucleotides long. Its product is annotated as lamin Dm0-like. The transcript is spliced from 11 exons. Lineage: Eukaryota; Metazoa; Arthropoda; Branchiopoda; Diplostraca; Daphniidae. Bases 177 to 1760 code for a protein of 527 amino acids. The record is from RefSeq and is a predicted model, not a curated record.